AUGGAGGAGCACACUGUUCACCAGACAGAGCAAAUGACCACCAUCGAGGCCAGCGCGGUCAGCCAGGUCCAUCAGUUUGUCCAGGUGCACGUGGCCACAUACACAGAGGCGUCCAUGAUGAGCGCUGAUGAGGACUCCACGUCGUCCCCUGAUGAUGACCCGUAUGAUGACAUUGACAUCCUCCACUCAGCGGGAACUGAUGAGGUCACUGCACAUCUAGCAGCUGCAGGACCUGUUGGCAUGGCAGCCGCAGCAGCUGUCGCUACCGGAAAGAAAAGGAAAAGGCCUCACAUUUUUGAAUCCAAUCCAUCAAUUCGGAAGCGGCAACAAACCCGACUACUAAGGAAACUACGAGCCACUCUCGACGAGUACACCACCAGAGUCGGUCAGCAGGCCAUUGUGUUGUGCAUCUCUCCCUCCAAACCAAACCCCGUCUUCAAGGUCUUUGGAGCUGCUCCUCUGGAGAACGUGGUGAGAAAGUACAAAGGCAUGAUGUUGGAGGACUUGGAGAACGCCCUGGCAGAGCAUGCUCCAGCGGGGGGCGAGCUGGCCUCUGACCUGCCCCCCCUCACCAUCGACGGCAUCCCUGUGUCUGUGGACAAGAUGACUCAGGCCCAGCUGCGCGCCUUCAUCCCAGAGAUGCUGAAGUACUCGACGGGCCGCGGGAAGCCGGGCUGGGGAAAGGAGAGCUGUAAACCGGUGUGGUGGCCUGAAGACAUUCCUUGGGCGAAUGUCCGCAGUGACGUCCGCACAGAGGAGCAGAAGCAGAGGGUGUCGUGGACGCAGGCCCUCCGUACGAUUGUCAAAAACUGUUACAAGCAGCACGGGCGUGAAGAUCUCCUCUAUGCGUUUGAAGACCACCAGGUGACCACGGUGACCCACGCACACCUGACUGCGGCCCAGAGCAUCGCACACCUGGUGCCAUCCCAGACCGUGGUGCAGACGGUCAACAAUCCCGAUGGGACAGUCUCACUCAUACAGGUGGGCACAGGACACACGGUGGCCACGCUGGCAGACGCCUCAGAGCUCCCUGGGGUCACGGUGGCACAAGUCAACUACUCGACCGUCACGGAUGGAGAGGUGGAGCAGAACUGGGCCACUCUUCAGGGCGGAGAGAUGACCAUCCAGACCACUCAGUCCUCAGAGGCCACGCAGGCCGUGGCGUCGUUAGCAGAGGCCGCUGCUGUCGCCACGGGACAAGAGCUACAGCCUGGAGCCACCGUCACGAUGGCCCUCAACAGUGAGGCGGCCGCUCAUGCCGUGGCCACGUUAGCGGAGGCCACGCUGCAGGGCGGAGGGCAGAUUGUCCUGGCAGAGACGGCAGCAGCGGUGGGGGCACUAGCCGGGGUGCAGGACGCCACAGGCUAUUCUACUCUUCCAGGCUUGGUGCAGAUCCCCGUCAGCAUGUACCAGACUGUGGUGACCAGUUUGGCGCAGGGGAACCGGCCCGUGCAGGUGGCCAUGGCUCCGGUGGCCACGCGCAUCGAGAACACUGUGACACUGGACGGCCAGGCUGUAGAGGUGGUCACCCUGGAACAGUGA
Knipowitschia caucasica is the source of this 1542-nucleotide messenger RNA. Lineage: Eukaryota; Metazoa; Chordata; Actinopteri; Gobiiformes; Gobiidae. The record is from the annotation of a GenBank genome assembly.